GGUCUUAAUUGAAGUAUGACAAUUUAUCUAGAUACAAUAACAAAUGUGUUAAGUUAAAAUGAAAAAUACUUUAAAGUUAUAAUAUAUUGAAACUAAAAUGGGUAAAAGGUUACAAACAAAGUAUUCAGAUUUAAAUCAACGUAUUAUAAAAAGAUCCAAAUACAUCAAAGAAAAUAUUCGUAAACGUAAAUCAAAUAUUGAUGUGGAGGAACCUUUAAAAAAAGCUCUUAAACUAGAAACUAGUGGUCAAGAAAUAAGUAGAGAAACAGUUUUUGUAGAAAAAUUAGAUGAUAAUGGAACCCUUAUAUUAAAUACUCGAGAGCAUGUAUCAUAUGAUUUGUUUUUCAGUGAUGAACUUAAAAACAAUUAUAUCAAUUUCAAUUCCAAAGAUAUGUAUUUUCAUAUUAAUGAUGAAGUUGCAUUAGAAGGUUUAGAUGGAAUUACAAUUGAAGCAUUUUGGAAAAGAUUUUUAACUGCAUUAGAUGGACCGCUUUGCCUAGAUAAGCAAUUAGAAAGAUUCAUAUGGGAGAAUAUUAUUUUAAGUCAAGACCAGUUUCAAUUUUUUGAGUUGCCUGUUCCAAGGCCUGAAUUAGUUAUAUACAAUGUGUUUGACUAUUUGCACACUGAAAUUGGUGUUGUUAUGGAAGUGGCAUAUGCUCCACCAGAUAUAUAUCCAAUAGCUUUGGUAAAUGCAUCACCAAUUCUUGGCUCCUGUUCCACUUUCAAGGAGAGAAUCAAUAUAACAUCGAUUGUUCAAAGUUUAUCAUUAGAUGAAGCAGAAGAAAGAUAUGGUCAAAAAUUAGUAAUAGUAGCUAGUCAAAACAUGAGGAUACAAGCCCUUUAUGAAGAUACAGCUGACCCAUGUAUAGAACUUCUGAAUAUGGAUUACUCUAUACUAGAAAGAAUAGGCAGAUCUAGAAAAUUAGGAGAAUUGACACAAGGGACUAUGUCUAUAACAGCUGCAUUUAAAAUUGAUGCGAAAAGCAUAUUUCAUUAUAAAAAAAAUUUGUGUCUCAACAAUCUCAUUUCAACUCAGAUGUUUAUAAUCAAGUCUGCAUUAUUGGACCACAAUAAAACCGGGAGUCUCAUACAGUUGAAACGUUUUUACACAAAUAUAAGAUCUCGACAAAGUUGCAUAGCUGAUCAGAUUAUAAAUGUGAUAAAAAACCAACCAAACUGCAGAAUAUAUAGCAAAUUAUUGAAAUCUUUGUUCUCUGAUAAUAUCCAAUGUGUCAAUAAGUUAUUGAAGAACCCCGAAUUUAAAAAAUUUGUAACUACUAAGAUUCUACCAUAUAGAACUUUUUAUCCAGAUGCCACACGUUCUGAAUAUGAAACUAAGAAGACCAAAGUUGAGAAAGAGUUAGUUUAUUAUGAACUUAUAGAUCCUUAUGUUAAUCCCAUGGCAUAUUGGAGAGCACAAGAAAAGACAGAUCCAGAUGAAGAGGAAGAUAAAGAAGAAAAACUUUCUGGUCAUAAGAUGUACGGUGCAGAUACUAUUAGAGAUAUUUACCAAUAUAUCCGAUCAAAUGAAGAUAAAGGUUGCUUUGGUAAUGAAAUCAAACUAAACGUAGGGAUCGACAAAAAUACUGCGAGAUUAGCUUUGAAUAAACUACUUGGAAAAGCGCUUAUAGAUUUUACCAAAUUUGAUGAUGGAAAGCAAAGGAAAUAUGUGUAUAAAGCAGUCUGUUGGAAAAGACCAGAUUACCCAACUCCCUCUUCGCCACCUAUUCAGAAAGUAUCUUCCAUAAAAAUGAAAAUGUUGGAAAAACAAAAAGCAGCUGUAGCAAACAAAAAAGAAAAUCAAGCUAUCAAUAUUGAAACAGAACCAAGUACAAAUUUACAACUUGAUAGUUGCUCAAUAAAAACUCCAGAUAUUUCCAAUUGCAAAUUCAUAGUUGCACAAAUAGAACAAGAAGAUAAAGUGGAACAGAACAAAAAUCCAGCAAUUUCUGAAAUUAAAUUGAAGAGCUCCUACACUAUACACUUAUCAUAUGUUUUAUUAAAUACUGAGCAGAUAUUUAACAUUAAUCAGUUGUUACUAGAAAUCACUCCGACAUUAAAUAUUCUCGAAGUUAAGGCAAUAUCUGACAACUUCCUCAAAAGAAAAUAUGAAUUGGAUGUAAAAAUAAAAGUUUCAUUAUUCAAAGCUUGUUUAGGUGAUGUAAAAGCGAUAAAAGAAUUCACAGAGGUUAAAAGGGAAAAUAAUCCAAAUGAAAAGAUGUCCAUACCAAAUUUAAGUCAAGAACAAAGAAGUAUUACAGACACAAACGAAACUUCUAAAUUAGAUUACAUGGGCUCAAAUCCUACUGAAGUUUUUAAUGAAGUAGAUCAAGAUGUAACAACUAAGAUAAUUGUUUCGACAACUCCUGCUGAAAUUCGAUUAGAAAAACAAUAUCCAAAAUCUAAAUUGUUAACUGAAAGGGUUUCUAAGAGAAUGCAAAUUAUUAUAGACCUUGUAAAUGAAAUGCGUUUGAUUGAAGAAAUUUUUACAGUGCAGAAAUGUAUCAUCGAUAAAGAAAUAGAAACUGGACACAGCGAAAAAAUUGAUAGAAAAUCUUUAUUGAGAAUAUUAAAACGACUAGUAGAAGAAGGGUUCAUAAAAAUUUUCAAAAUAAUCGUUAAUAACGAGAAGAUAUAUAAAACGAUUGUAUUUGUUUGCCAUCCAACGGUAACCUCAGACGACGAUGUUAUUAAAAGUGCUAGCGAACAACUUAAAUGGAAAUACUUCUUUGGUGUGGUUAGAAAAACUUCAAAGCCGCACAUUCCUGGAAUUCAAAAAAAUAUUGAAAAUAAAUUUUCAUCUUCUCCAUUUACCCAGGGUGACGUUUUGAAUAGCAUCAAGGAAAUGAAGCAACUGGAAACUGAUUUAUUGAAAGAAAUCAAACGGAAACUUAACAAAAACAUUGGAAAAGUGUAUGGAGUUAAACCAAAGUUUACAAGGAUGCGAAUAAUGCAUGAGUUUCUUUUCUUUCUAAUUCGCGAAAAUAAAAAUAAAGACACCAUAUUACCAAUGGAAUCCGUAAUUCGGUUAUUUAAGAGCUGUAGAAUCGAGUUAUCUGAAAAUGAUAUACAGGAAAUGCCGAAAAUGUACCAUAAUGAAAUUAGUUGGAAAAUGUUUGUACCACCUUUACCUUCACAUUUGGGUUGGGAAGAAGGAUGGGCUUUAGUAUGUGACAUCAUUUUAAGGUUACCCGUUAGCAUUUUCCUUAAGCUCCAUAAUUGUACUUACGAAGAUGCUGAUUUAUUAGAAAUAUUAAAUCAUCCUAUUAAAAGGUACUAUUUAGUCAAAGAUUUACCAGAGAAGUCUAGAAAAACCAUUCUUUUUAAACGUAAAUAUCUAUUUUCUUUAUAUGAUACUAUUAGCUAUCUGGUAUUUUGUGGCUUAGUUCAGUUUGGUCCACAAAAAUAUAGAGAAAAGGACCAAGUAUUUAUAUAUUUAAAUACUAAAGCUUCUCUUUUGGAUACAAGAACUAGUAGCCCUGGAUACAAUGAAAUCGAACAGAAAGAAUAUCCAAGACUUUCAUUUACAUUCAAAACACUUGCUGAUAUUGAUCACUAUUGGCAAAAACUAAAUAAGAUCAGUUUGAAUACUUAUCUGAAUUCAAGGGAACCGGGAAAACUUGUAACACUUGUUUACAUAAACUCCAAACCUGAAAUUGUAGAGUGUGUGAAGUCGAGAACAGUUGAAUCAGCUAAAUUACACGAUAAUGGAAAUAUUCCAGGAGAUGGUAAAGGGGCAUGUGGUCUAGAUUCAUCGCUUUGGUGCCAUUUAGUAAGAAACUGGAUGAAUACUGAUGUUCCCGCGGGAAAUUCAUUGUAUACAGAAUUAAAACGGAACGUUUUCAAAGAGAAUGCUCCACAACUUGUGUCAUUCAAAGAGUUGCGUCUGAACUCUACCAAAGUUUAUUUAGCUCACAAAAAAGCAAAAAAGAAAGUAAACAAAGUCAGUAAAAUUCCUAAGAAAUCUAAACGCAAACACGUAAUAAAAAGAACAAUACCAAAGCGAAAGUCAACGAUGAAAAAGGAAUACUAUGACGCCGUAGAUAGAAAGAUAUUAAAAAAAAUCGCAGGACGCAGAAUUCGUUGGUCGAAAAAAGAAGAAGAUAUGAUUUAUUUAGCAAAAGUAGCGGAUUUAUUUUUAGGCGCUGAUAAAACUUAUAGGAAACAAAUAGUACCAUUAAAUGUUAUUCGAGAUGUAUUGCAUAUAGUUUCGGCUGAAAGCAAACUCAAAACUUCUAGGGCUAUCCAACGUCGAUGGAUGAAAUUGCAACAGAGCGGUGUCUAUCAUAAUAUAGAAGAACAAUUUCCUAACUUAUUCAAAGUGAUACCUAUUAAAGAUACUUUCGGAUUGUUAGCAAAUAAACUCAACACUCGCGAGGAUAACAAAAAAACAUUUAGAAUUACCGAUGGGCAACACUAUGCAGCUUUCGUUAUUUUGUAUCAUUAUCUCUUGAAAAACAUGCAUAGGAUUAUGGAUAUUCUCCAUGGUAAUAUCGUAAACAUUAAUCAUUUGUCUGAACAAAAUUUAGAGUAUACCGAAAAAAAUUUGAUUGAUAUAGAAAAGAAAGUAAAAAAAUAUAAAGAUGCUAAAGAUCAGGAAGACAUUAAAAAAGAUGUGUUGAAAUCAGUAGUCCAUAGUUCGUUAUGCUGUAAGGAGGGUGAAGUUGAUUUGAGUAUACAUCUAUUGAAAAUUUAUCAAAACCAUCCUGAUUUGGUAGUACGAGCUGCUGUUACCGAACUAAGAGAAACGAGUACAAUAACACGCCAAAAAAUAACAAAUAAAAAGACGAAACUCUGGGAUACCCCAUUUGCCCUCUCACAAUAUUAUAUAUUUUCACAAUACAGCACUUUCGAUAAAACAACAGCUGUAGAAGCGUACACGACAAUGUUGGAUAUUGUUCACAAUGAAGGAAACGGUAUUCAAAAUAGGGAAGAAGGUAUACAACAUAAAAGAUAUGGACAAUUAUUAGGUAUAAAUGAAUUUUUCGGAUAUUGUGAUAGUAUUGGCUUCGAAUUUAAUUUACCUCAGUACACCAUUGCGUUGAAUCCUAAAAUAGAGAACCACGACGAACUUGUCCAUGAACUCGCCCUAAGAUUCCAGAUCAAACUGAAAUCAUCACAGCAGGAUAGUAAUGAAGCUGAAAUUGAUUUGGAAGAAGAAGACGACAUCAACGAUACAGUCAAAAUCUCGGCUGAUCAAGAAAUCGAAAAAAAUGUAUCUGAACCAUCAGAUCUAAUCACACCUAUGGACGUUGAUAUAGAAGAUACACAAAUAAAUCCUUUAGAUCUCACAAUCGAUCACGGCAUUGCUGAUACUAUAGAUCGUUUAAAGACAUGGGUAACUGACCGAGUAAAGAUUAACGAUGAACGAAGAAGUCCUAGUCCAGAAUUUAUGCUCAUACCAUCUGAUAUUGAUGAAAGUUAUGGAGAUGAUCAGAAUCCCAGUGAAGACCACAUACAAGAAAAAGUUGUUGCCAAAAAAAUCAAACCUCGAGAAAAACAAUCUAAACAAAUUCCUAGCUUGGAAGAAAUUAAAGCAGGUAUGUUGGAGUUGAAUACAAAUAAUGAGGAACGAACGAUUCCAUAUAUAACGGAACUGAGUGAUCUACUAAAAGAAAAUUUCAGUGAAUUAAAAACAAACGUUAAUGUGUUAGCUUUAAAAGAACAUUUCAUUACUCAAUACGCUACAUUGAAUAGAAUUUUAUACGAAGAUUAUGAAUAUAUAAAAAAUCAUUAUAUGAUAAAAUUUAUUGAGGAUCGUACACAAAAUAAGAAACUUUGGGAUCGAAUUGAAAGUGAUAUAUUUAUAAAAGAUUUCUUAUUAAUGCCGAAUUUUGAGGAUCUCAUGAGGGAAGAUAAUGCAACCGAUGAAGAUAUUCUACUGGCUAAUGAGAUUAUUCAGUUUGCUGCUUCUAAAACCUUGUUAGGUGCCUCCGCUCAAGAACUAAAGGACAAUUUUCUACAUCGCGAAAAGAAUAUUUCUUUAUUGAAUAUUUUGAAACAUUUAAUGAAAGCUGGUAUUCUACUUCAAACUGGCAUUUGUUCAUUAACAUUUGUCCAUUAUAGUUAUCAAUAUGCAUGGAUUCUUCAAGAUGUUAUUUGUACGAAUGUAGAUACGAAAGAACAAAAUAAAGGACAAAAGCGGUGUAGUAUGAAAGUUAUGCCUUGGGUGAGGGUGGAUGGCGUCUUGAAUAAAAUAACAUUGAAAAUAUGGAUAAGCAAUGUACUAUCAUAUUGCCUGGAUUAUCCAAAAGUACCAUUCUCUAAACUUUGUGAUAAAUAUUGUUUCAUAAAACCGGUAGAUUUGUUUUUUAUCGUACAGAUUCUAGAAGAAUUAGGUUGUAUAGAAUUGUUAUUUUACGAUAAGAUGGAAGAAGAUUUGUUCACAGAAUGGACUAUGACCAAAGAACGAUACGCCACAUUCCUGGAUGAUUUGGAGGAGAUAAUUAUUCAACCAAAUAUUGCAUCCAUGACACGGCUGGGAUCGUUUUUCUAUGAAACAAUUUGAAAGAUAGAUGAAACUUUAUUGUAUUUUGUUAUGUACAUUUUUGUUUUCUAAAAUAAAAUUUCCAAUUUAUAUUUUUAA
This is a messenger RNA of Diorhabda sublineata, 6586 nucleotides long. RefSeq names its product general transcription factor 3C polypeptide 1. Lineage: Eukaryota; Metazoa; Arthropoda; Insecta; Coleoptera; Chrysomelidae. The record is from RefSeq and is a predicted model, not a curated record. Gene Ontology annotation, biological process: 5S class rRNA transcription by RNA polymerase III; transcription initiation at RNA polymerase III promoter. The transcript has 24 exons. Gene Ontology annotation, cellular component: transcription factor TFIIIC complex. The coding region runs from base 98 to 6508 and encodes 2136 amino acids. Gene Ontology annotation, molecular function: DNA binding.